AUGUCUCCAGUUGCCCGACAAACUCAAGAAUCUACGUCUCCUCGACCGGUUCGAAAGGUCAGGGCCUGUACGGGAUGUAGGAGUCUCAAGAUAAAAUGCAGGAUGCCCCAGCAUGGGCCGCCAUGCGCGAGGUGUCAAUCAAGGACUCUCCAGUGUCGUGUAGACAGGAAUCCUCAAUCCUUGCUUGACGAGAGCGAUAAAUGGAGGAGAACUGUAUCUGGGAACGUCUCUCAGCUCCAGACAGCCGUCAAUGUGCUCCUGAGGAUGGCUGAGCUGCCUGCCCUCGCCUCGUACGAUCGCUCGGAUAACGACCAAACGCCAGCAGCAGCAGCAGCAGAUGAGUCUGAUGCAUUAAUGCAGCCGGCUCCUAUCGCAACGGCCGCGGAUGAAGUCGAAACAGACAUAUAUGGUUCCCCCAUCAACUCCCUCUACCAGCUCACGCGCAUGCCUUCUACCGAUGGUGGGAGUAAUGGUGCGGUAUCGCAAGAUAUCGAGCCCGCUAAUGACUUCAUUUCACGGGGGUGCAUUGGAGAGAAUGCUGCGCGGCAUCUAUUUCGGCGGUUCGUCGACCGGUUCGAUCAUUUCUGCUAUGGGAUUAUAUGCCCUCAUGAGACGCUGGAUAGCCUGCGGCGCAGCUCGACGCUCUUGACUGCUGCGGUAUGCACAGUGGGUGCUCUACAUGAGGCAGAAAGGUCGACCGAUUUCACGGUCUGCCAUAAGGAACUUUUGAGAUUGUUGUCGACAAGGAUGCUCACGUACCGAUAUUCAGUCGAUGAUAUUCGGGCGCUCUUGGUCGCCUCUUACUGGCUAGGAAAUAUCUCCUAUACACUUAUCGGUCAUGCGAUUCGGACAGCGACGAUAUUGAACUACCACCAGGCGUAUUUUAUGGCAAUCAAAGGCGAUCAGAGAAGUUUUGAAAGGGCUAGGCUGUGGUAUGUUCUCUAUAUCAUGGAUCAUCAUUCAAGCAUCCUGUAUAGCCGCCCUGCCCUCAUCUCUGCCAACCAGGAACCCCAUCAGCAGUGGGAGCGAUUUAUUUCGAGCGAGCACGGCGGCGAGCCAGAUGUACGCAUGUCAAGCCAGGUUGCGCUUUAUCAUAUCAUCGCGAAGGUCAAGGACGUCUUCGGCAGCCAGUCCGCUCAGCUCCUACCAGACCAUUGCCUGUACCAGCUCCGUGGAUAUUUCUCCGAUCUCGAUCGAUGGUAUAUGGCCUGGGGGAACCGAAUGAAAACAAACCCCUACGUCGGGAACUUCCCCGUAGACGGGGCGAUUCUGCAUUACCACUUCGCACGCCUGCAUAUGUGCUCCUAUAUAUUCCGCGGCAUCACGAGCCAGACUGCUCAAAAUGUUUCGGAUCAGGUCAGAGAGUAUGCCAGUUUGGCUGUUACGUCAGCUACUGCUGUUCUCGAGUUGGUACUGGAACGGGACGACUUGCGCAAUGCCCUUGUCGGAAUGCCAGUCUACUUCCACGGCAUGAUUACCUUUGCAGCUGUUUUUCUCAUCAAGGCUGCUACUACGAAUUUCUUGGGUCUCACCACUGUCGAUGCGGAUGCGGCCUUUGCCUUGCUGGACAGGUGUGUCCGGGAACUGCGAUCUCAGCGUGCGGCUCGCCAGCACUUGAUUUAUCAUAUUAGUCGCGGGCUAGAGGAAAUGAUGGCCAGGGCGAGGCCAACCAUGAAUGAGAAUGGAGAGUCCGGCGGUAUAACAGCAACACAAGAGGAAGUGGCAGCUAUUGACUCGCUGUUUGCGCUGGAUACGUUUGAUCUUUUGCGGUAUCCGCUUGAAUAUAACGAAGAUGUUUUGGCGAAUGGGGACUACCAGUGGGCUGUUUAG
This is a messenger RNA of Aspergillus versicolor CBS 583.65, 1830 nucleotides long. RefSeq names its product Zn(II)2Cys6 transcription factor. Gene Ontology annotation, cellular component: nucleus. NCBI's taxonomy places the organism in Eukaryota, Fungi, Ascomycota, Eurotiomycetes, Eurotiales, Aspergillaceae. Bases 1 to 1830 code for a protein of 609 amino acids. Gene Ontology annotation, molecular function: zinc ion binding; transcription cis-regulatory region binding; DNA-binding transcription factor activity, RNA polymerase II-specific. The transcript has 3 exons. Gene Ontology annotation, biological process: DNA-templated transcription; regulation of DNA-templated transcription. The record is from RefSeq and is a predicted model, not a curated record.